Molecule: messenger RNA, 813 nt
Organism: Arachis ipaensis
Lineage: Eukaryota; Viridiplantae; Streptophyta; Magnoliopsida; Fabales; Fabaceae
Source: RefSeq, a predicted model, not a curated record
AUGCGUCUUGAUGAGAGGUACGUUCCGUACUUGCAGAUGGCCGGCUUGUACCAUCUUGCGAGACUGAACGACAGAUGGUUCCGACUAGACGAGCCCCUAGUCAGUGCAUUCGUCGAGAGGUGGCGGCCUGAGACGCACACCUUCCACAUGCCGUUCGGAGAGUGCACCAUCACGCUGCAGGACGUCGCAUACCAGCUGGGGUUGCCGGUGGACGGUCAUUACGUUAGUGGUUGCCUGACAGACUUCCACCUAUACAUUGAGGGUGGGAGGCCUGCUUGGACGUGGUUCCAUGAGUUGCUCGCUGUCUUACCUCCUGAAAACCAAAUUCAAAAAUUCGUAGUGAACUGCACAUGGUUCCAGGAGACAUUUGGAGAGUGUCCCGACGGGGCUGAUGAGGAGACAGUUAGGCGCUUUGCACGUGCCUAUAUCAUGAUGUUGUUGGGGACGCAACUGUUUGCCGACAAGUCCGGCAAUCGUAUACACAUCAGAUGGCUACCCUUUGUUGCUAGACUUGAGGAGAUGGGUGGCUACAGUUGGGUGUCGGCGGCACUAGCAUGGUUGUAUCGAUGCAUGUGCCGAGUCGCCAACAGACAUGUCGUGAAGUUAGCUGGGCCGUUACAGUUACUGCAGUCUUGGAUCUUUUGGAGGUGGGAGAGAAAGAAGGACCAUGACUCAGCAUUCUCACCCUCAACUAGUGCGAAUGCCACAGGGAGUAUGUUGGAAUUCCCGUCCUGUGCAAUCGCCACAAGCAACAUUCCGCCAUACUUGCCAUAUAGAUGGGUGCCGUCAAUACUCACCAACGGUUUGCAAUGA